GAAAAUUAUUUAGUCGCACUCCGCUGCGAUAUCCAACCCGCUGCGAAGAAUAUGAUCGUCCGCUCUGUUUGAAUUCAUACCUUUGGCUUCCACUGCUUCUCAAAAGUGCGGAUUCUUCUCACGCAAUAGCUAUGUCGAAAACUACCAAUCGUCCUGAUGAGUGGAAGAUUGAGCAAGGUCUGAAAGGGGCCGUCCUGCCGGUCCUUGACAUGACCGGCUCAGAGACGAAGGAAUUGGCCCCGCAAGUCUUCGGAGAGUUGACCAAGGACAAAGAAGCGAUCGCUGCGGUGGGGGAUCGCGACAAGCUCUUUACUCGGGAGAGGAAAGGCUGGGUUGGGUUCGUGGAAUGGGAAAAUUACCCCGAAAAAAAGGCAGCAGCUCACAAGAUCCUGACUUCCCAAACCUUCCCACCAAACCCUGAGUUCCAGCUCGGUCCCAUCCCAGAUACCAACCCAGUGCUCCCGGGAACGCACUGGAAGAUGUGGCAUCACGCGGUUGGAGGCGAACUCACCAAGAUUCCGGACGACUCUUGGGAUCUGGUUCUGAAAGAGAAGCACCCUGACAUGCUCCACCUCCUGCAGUUUCCAUACAAUGGAGAACCACCUAAGCGCCUCGUGACCGCCAAAGAGGUAACACCAAAUCCGCUACACUUCGUGCGAAACCAUGGCGGCAUUCCGAUCAUUGACAAAGAAGACUACAGCUUCACCAUGGACGGUCUUGUCAAGGAGCCGCGCUCGUUCACCUUGGAUGACCUCAUGGAUGAGGCCAAGUUCCCUCGCGUGGAGAAGACGGUGACCAUCCAGUGCUCUGGCACACGUCGUAUCGAGCAGAUUUUGAAGUACCCUGGACAAGGCGAUGAGGUUCCGCAGGCUCCAUGGGCCGAAGGUGCAAUUGGAACCGCUACCUACGUCGGCAUAAGUCUGAAGAAAGUAAUCAAAGCCUGCGGAGGGUUGGUCGAUGGAGCCAAGCACCUUGAGUUCUACGGCGCUGACACCUACUUUAAGGACGACGAAGUGAUGAACUACCUCGUCAGUGUGCCAUGGUCCAAGGUCAAAGCGAAUGAGGUGCUCUUGGCUUGGGAAAUGAAUGGAGAGGUCCUGCCUCGCAUCCAUGGUUACCCCUUACGUCUCGUGGUGAUGGGUUACAUUGGGGCCCGAAGUGUCAAAUGGCUAUAUCGCAUCAAAGCUAUCAAGAACCCCACCCGUGCACCUGUCCAAAGCAAGGAGUAUUUAUACUUUCCGCAGCAAGUCGGAAAGCACAAUCUCAAGAUGACAGAUGGUAUUCAGAUUCAGGAGAUGCCGGUGAGCUCGGCCAUCAUGUCCCCCUGGACGAAGCAGGUCGUCAUUCACAACGGCAAGAUUCGCUGCAAGGGUUGGGCUUAUUCCGGUGGCGGACGCUGGCCGGAGCGCAUCGAGCUCUCGAAUGACGGUGGUUUCAACUGGUACACGGUACCACCAGAAAACAUGUCCAAGAAGCGCAAGUGGACUUGGCGCACCUACGAGUUCGACCUUCCAUGCGACGUUGAGGGCUGGGUCGAGAUUGUGUGCCGCUGCUGGGACAAUGCCCUGAAUACCCAGCCUCCUGAUGUCCGAACUGCCUGGAACUGGGGUCUGCACGUUACCAGCUCGUGCCACCGCAUCUCGGUGUACAGCGUGAACAAGACUAAGCCGUUGACCAAGGCACGGCUCGAUGAGUUCGAAAAGGCCGAUAUUCCGUUCGGUCCGAUUACGGUACCUCUUCAAUUCCCAAGUCAAACUUGGGACGAGUACGAGAAGUACUGGCAGGAACACGACCCUCGUGAUGCUGCUGAUGAGAUCUGAACGAACUGGUAGGCGGGGGGUGGGCUUCGUUUGAAGCCUGCUCUCAAGCAUGGUGGAAUCAAACAAAGGUAUAAUGGGGAAAAAAUCGUGAAAAAGAAAAGCACAAAACUGGAGCCUUGACCCAAUAUGGUAUCAAUGUAGGUCUCGUUACUGUGUUACUGUAAGUUCGUUUGAGUUGCAAAUAUUCACACGCUCCCUCUAAUGUCGCUGUAAGUCAGUAGUUUGACAUGGACACUGUAUCAAUCCAGCCCACGUCAAGUCAAAUACUGCUUGCUGUACGCUUCGAUUUUUUCUUGAAGAUCAACGCUCUUUUUCUAUCUAUACCAAGACAUAGCCACGAUCCUAAUCUGACACUCAUUUCGUGC
Messenger RNA from Paraphaeosphaeria sporulosa, 2185 nucleotides. Its product is annotated as molybdopterin binding oxidoreductase. Gene Ontology annotation, molecular function: molybdenum ion binding; oxidoreductase activity. Lineage: Eukaryota; Fungi; Ascomycota; Dothideomycetes; Pleosporales; Didymosphaeriaceae. The record is from RefSeq and is a predicted model, not a curated record. The coding region runs from base 132 to 1820 and encodes 562 amino acids. The transcript is spliced from 3 exons. Gene Ontology annotation, cellular component: mitochondrion.